Messenger RNA from Lodderomyces orthopsilosis Co 90-125, 939 nucleotides. RefSeq lists its product as uncharacterized. The coding region runs from base 1 to 939 and encodes 312 amino acids. NCBI's taxonomy places the organism in Eukaryota, Fungi, Ascomycota, Pichiomycetes, Serinales, Debaryomycetaceae. The transcript has a single exon. The record is from RefSeq and is a predicted model, not a curated record. Gene Ontology annotation, cellular component: Golgi membrane.
AUGACGAAACGACUUAAUUUACCAUACACUACGCAGGACCUAUUCCCUCAAUCAGCUCCAUCUACAAAGCAUGGCUCCAUGCGAGCUGGAUCGAUUACUUCAACGCCAUCAUCGCUAUAUAUCCCUCGCCCAACAUUUCAUCACAACUCCACGUCAUUCAAGUUUAAAAAUAAAUUCAAAAAUGUGAAAACUAUGGUCAAAAGGUUAUUCAAACCAAGCACAUUGGAUUUUGAAACGGCGAUAUGGGAGAUCUUUCAUCUAAUUAUUAACCCAAAGAAGAUGUAUCGUUCGCAUUAUUACUAUCGACAACAGCAACAACAACCCGAUGGAAAGACAUCAUAUACUAGAGACGACCCUUCAUUUCUAAUUUUAGUUACCGGAUUUCUCUCGCUGAGUGCAAUUGCAUGGGGUUUGGCCUAUUCGCCUACCAUAUUGGACAUCUUUAAGUUGGUCUUGUACAUGGUGGUGGUCGACUUUUAUCUCACGGGGAUUGUUAUUGCAACCUUGACAUGGUUGGCGACCAAUAGGUUAUUCAAUCUAGAAGUAGGGUUGAACAAGUACAGUGCCAACUACAUUGAAUGGGGCUUUUGUUUUGACAUUCAUUGCAAUUCAUUUUUGAUCAUUUGGUGUUUAUUAUAUGUUGUCCAGUUUAUUUUAUUGCCGAUAAUUAGAAUGAAGAAAUCGAUUAUAGCAUUGGUAUUAGGCAACUCGCUAUAUUUUGGAAGUAUCGGGUACUACUUUGUCGUCACAUUCUACGGAUUCAACUCGUUGCCAUUCAUUUCAUCAAACGUGGUAAAACUGAACGAUCGCAAUCCCGCUAGAGUGUUACAAUUGAUUGUUGUCGCUGGAAUAUUGCCUCUUUUGGCUAUUGCGUGGCUCAUUACACUCCUACUCAGAUUCAAUGUUGCAGCCAAAUUGGUCGAAUCUUACUUUAACUAG